AGCCAGGUUGAUGGCAUAGUUCCACGGCGCUUUAGGUCCGGAUGAAUCAGACAUGGACCGGGUGAGGAUCACGGGCUAUAGUGCAUACGACGCGACCCCGAAACACAGUCUGGAGUGGCCAAACUGUGGACAGCCUUCUUGCGCGGUGAGAGCAUAGACAACGAGAAACGCCACACAGACACACCUGGUGGUUUACAAGGACCCGUUUUCGUGCCUGGACUGGUUUCCUGCUGUUUCCACUCGUUUGCGGCCGAAUCUACCAAAGAUAAUCACAGCUACAACGUAGAAGUACUGAUUCCGGUUAAGCAGCAUCACUUUGCGCAGAGACGAGCGAGUGGAGGCACCAAGCAUCUCUGUCAAACAUGGACUCCUUCCAGUGCACCAAACUCGUCCCAGUCAUUGUUGUGCUGUUGUUGAAUAGAUCGCUCGCCAAGAGCCAAGGGGGACAAGACGACAGGAAUACAGACUCGAUUCAAAUAGAGGAAAGUAACUCCUACAUUCUGGACAAAGAUUUGCCAAAGUUUGGAGAACCCAUUCAGAAUCUUACAGUGCCGCUUGGUCGAGAAGCUGUACUAACAUGUGUCAUCAACAAUCUUCAAACGUACAAGGUCGCGUGGCUCCGAGUGGACACUCAAACGAUUCUGACAAUUCAGACGCACGUCAUCACCAAAAACCAUCGCAUGGCUGUUGCUCACGUCGAAGGUCGAGCCUGGGUGCUGCGUAUUCGCGAUGUGAAGGAAUCUGACAAGGGAUGGUACAUGUGCCAGGUCAAUACAGAUCCGAUGCGCAACCAAAUCGGGUACCUGAAUGUCGUUGUGCCGCCAAACAUACUGGACUAUCCAACCAGCACCGAUAUGGUUGUACGCGAGGGAAGUAAUGUAACAUUAAAAUGUGCCGCUUCCGGUUCCCCGACGCCUUCCAUUAUCUGGCGCCGCGAAGGCAACGAACCGAUCAACACGGGAGCUGCAACUAGCCUGAACAGCUCCUCCUUUUCCAUUUCCCGAGUUAAUCGACUGCAUAUGGGUGCAUAUUUGUGCAUCGCGUCCAACGGCAUUCCGCCAUCGGUCAGCAAGCGUGUCAUGUUGAUUGUGCACUUUCCACCAAUGAUAUGGAUCCAGGAUCAGCUUGUAGGCGCAGCCCUGAGACAGCGAUUGACUCUCGAAUGUCAAUCGGAAGCUUACCCACGUUCUAUCAAUUAUUGGAUGAAGAAUGAAACCAUCAUAACCCAAGGUAAACGCUUCGAGCCGUCUAUUAAGGAAAUCAACAGCUACAAAGUGGUCAUGAAGCUUACAAUCAAGGAGAUCGAUAUCGCUGACUUUGGAACAUACAAGUGCGUUGUGAAGAAUUCCUUAGGCGAAACGGAUGGAACUAUUAAAGUUUACCAUAUUCCUUCUACUACCGUAAUGGCAACAAGUCCCCCAGCAACGACAACAGUUGCAGCAACGACAGCAGAAAGCACCUACCGGAAAACCUAUAAAAUCAAGGGUCACCACCCAUCGAUCGACGAUUUUUCUGCUUCGUCCAACAAAAUUCUUGGCACUGGCGAAAGUUCUGAGUUGUGGAAUGUCGACGGAACAAUCGAAGGUCGAGAUCAUCGGUACAGGGACAACGGUGCAAGCUUUAGUGACGAUCAGCGCGAAAAGGAGGCUUUCAUCGACACAGAAAGUAACUCUCGAGGCAUCAUGCAUCAUACCACGAUUAGAAACACUCACCUGAUAGCGGUGUGUUACAUUGUGGUAGCCACUGCACUCACCUUUAGGUGAUUGACAUGCUAGUUUAAUUAGUCAACUGCAACCUCGAUUGUAGCAUCUUUAGUACAGCAUAAGAAGCAGUUGUUUCAGUUUGGGUAACGGAUAUAACAGGCCAAACUAUUUAAAGAAACAAUUACGCAUGGCGAUAGUGUUGAAAGCAAAGUAAAUCCAAAACGUAAACUCUUCAUAAGUGAGGACAAACGAAGAUAGAAGAUUAAAAUUGGAGCAGUCUGUUUAGAAAGCAAUGUUAA
Messenger RNA from Anopheles bellator, 2002 nucleotides. Its product is annotated as lachesin-like. Lineage: Eukaryota; Metazoa; Arthropoda; Insecta; Diptera; Culicidae. The record is from RefSeq and is a predicted model, not a curated record. Bases 363 to 1763 code for a protein of 466 amino acids. The transcript is spliced from 11 exons. Gene Ontology annotation, cellular component: neuron projection.